Messenger RNA from Thermothelomyces thermophilus ATCC 42464, 2656 nucleotides. RefSeq lists its product as uncharacterized. Gene Ontology annotation, molecular function: ubiquitin binding; RNA binding. Gene Ontology annotation, cellular component: nuclear pore. Gene Ontology annotation, biological process: RNA export from nucleus; transcription-dependent tethering of RNA polymerase II gene DNA at nuclear periphery. The coding region runs from base 135 to 1208 and encodes 357 amino acids. Lineage: Eukaryota; Fungi; Ascomycota; Sordariomycetes; Sordariales; Chaetomiaceae. The transcript is spliced from 4 exons. The record is from RefSeq and is a predicted model, not a curated record.
CACAACCAAUCCCACGACAGUGACAGCUGUCCAGCGAACCCGCGUACGCCUUUGAUCACGAUUCCAGGAAACGAAACACUUGGACUUUGACCAAUAGAAGCGAGAAGUCGACAACCAGCCUCGCAACCGCGACCAUGGCGGGCCUUUUCGGCACGCAGUCGUCGACGACGAGCAACACGCUCGGCGACCUCAAGCAGGACGUCGAGCUCGGGAGCCCGCCCGAGGACAGCAUCACCGACCUCGCUUUCAACCCCAACCCGACCGACCCGAAGGAUUUCUUGGCAGUCUCGAGCUGGGAUAAGAAAGUGCGCGUCUACGAGAUCAUGAGCAAUGGCCAGGGCCAAGGGAAGGCGCAGAUGGAGCACGAUGGCCCCGUCUUUGCGGUCGACUUCUUCAAGGACGGCCAAAAGGUCAUCUCGGCCGGCGCCGACAAGCAGGCCAAGGUGCUGGACCUCGCUACCGGCCAGUCGGUGCAGGUGGCGCAGCACGACCAGCCCGUGCGUUGCGUGCGGUACUUUGAGGCCAACGGCACGCCAAUGGCCGUGACGGGCUCGUGGGACAAGACGAUCAAGUACUGGGACUUCCGGAGCGCGCAGCCCGCCGGGACCGUUACCUGCCAGGAGCGGGUCUACACGAUGGACGUCCGAGACAAUCUCCUGGUAAUCGGGACGGCGGACCGCUAUAUCGACGUGAUCAACCUGAAGGAGCCGGCCAAGUUCUACAAGACGCUCCAGAGCCCGCUCAAGUGGCAGACGCGGGUCGUCAGCUGCUUCACCGACUCGCAGGGCUUCGCCAUCGGGAGCAUCGAGGGCCGGUGCGCCAUCCAGUACGUCGAAGACAAGGACUCCAACCUCAACUUCUCCUUCAAAUGCCACCGCGACCAGCCCCAGGGCAACGUGACCAACGUGUACGCGGUAAACGACAUCUCGUUCCACCCCCAGCACGGCACCUUCAGCACGGCCGGUAGCGACGGCACCUUCCACUUCUGGGACAAGGACGCAAAGCACCGCCUCAAGGGGUACCCGUCGGUCGGCGGCAGCAUCACGGCGACGACGUUUAACAAGACGGGCAACAUCUUUGCCUACGCCAUCAGCUACGACUGGUCCAAAGGAUAUCAGGGCAACACCAGCAACUACCCGACCAAGGUGAUGCUGCACCCCGUGCUGCCGGAUGAGUGCAAGCCCCGGCCGAGCGUCAAGAAGAGGUGAGGUGUGAUGGUGAGCAGCUGACGGGCGCGGCUCAAGGAAGGGAAACGGCGGCGGCGAACAGUCAUGGGCUGGGACGGUCCAAGUGCUCGGACUAGGGAGGUAGGCCGAGCCGUAAACUCGUCGCUCGUGUUGGGGUUCCCAGGAAGAUACCAAAAGAAUGUCCCGAUUGUAGUUCUAGUCUUGUUUGCGAACAGCCAGGUGGUUCCUGGUCCAUUUGGGGGUGACCCGGACAGGCACAUAUAGUCGGUUAUUAUCACAGUGGUUGGUGGGGUGGGAAGGAGAUCCGUCACUUAGUUUUAUUAGGUAGGUAGCCAAAUCAAUCUGCGCUUCAAGCCCAAUCCAAAGUGAGCUUCAUCAGAUAAGCUAAAGAAAACAACAAGCCCGCUCGGUUGAGCAGCGGGCCGUUUUUCUGGAGGGAAGCAAUUACAACCGGAUAUGAUGUUGUGACGUCUUACAGAUCAAACCUCGUCCGAUGGAGGCGCAAUCAUUUUCCACCCAGCCCAACCACUGCCAGCAGUUACACACCUUCAUUAUAUCAUCGGGAACAAAACAAUCCAUCCCCGCCCUGGUUGGUUCCAAGACCACACACCAUAUGAGGCCGAUCAGAGAGCCGGCACGGGGCCGCCGCCCUUCCCCUGACUACUACUGCUGCUACUACUCCCAAAGACGUCCUCCACCAUGCCCUUCCACAGGUCGCGAAUCAUGCCGGCGCCCAUCUCGUAGCUCUCCUUUUCGCUCUCCUCCCUCCCGAGGAGGUGCGCGAAGCCGAGCUCGACGCCGUCCACGCCCAUGCCCUCGACCUCGGUCAGGGCCGAGGGGAGGACCUGCUCCGGGUUGGCGGCCACGACGAGGAUCUCCGGGGGCGGCAGCGGCCCGUCGGCCGCCUCGGGCUGGCGGGGCGGGGGGUUCGUGUUGUCCGGCAGCAGGGGCACGCGGAUGUGGGCGUACGGAUCGUGGGCGGCGUCGGCGGCCUCGUGGAGCGCGAAGAGGUCGGGCAGGACGGCGCGGUCCAUCGUGCCGAACGAGGGCGCCGCCGGCUUCGGGGCCGAGUGGUGGAACGUCUGCAUGAAGGGGAUCGUCCGGGGCGGGUGCUGCGGGAGGAUGGGCCGGUGGGGGGUGGUUGUGGAUGUGGCGGUCGAAUGUCGACGCUCGGACGGCUCGUCAACAGCAGGUUUUGUUUUCCUGCCCGCGCCAGAGGCUACCUUGGGAGCAUUGUUGAGGAGAUGGCUCGGCCUGGCGGCGGCGGGCGUUGUGCUGAAGGAGCGUGUGAGUUUGGAGAUGGGAGUCGUAAGUCGUGAUGACAUGGCGAUAUAUGAACCGGAAGGGAUCAAUCUCCAAUAGGUGAUGGCGGGAUGGAUUUGCUUUGAUGGAUUGCGAUACAGGUCUUCAGGAUACUCGGGUGCACAAGUAGGCACGGGUCGGACGACGAAUGCGAUGGCUUUCUUUCU